This is a messenger RNA of Colletotrichum spaethianum, 2343 nucleotides long. Its product is annotated as vigilin 1. The coding region runs from base 1 to 2343 and encodes 780 amino acids. Gene Ontology annotation, cellular component: Golgi stack. Gene Ontology annotation, molecular function: ATP binding; ATP hydrolysis activity. The transcript has 3 exons. The record is from RefSeq and is a predicted model, not a curated record. NCBI's taxonomy places the organism in Eukaryota, Fungi, Ascomycota, Sordariomycetes, Glomerellales, Glomerellaceae. Gene Ontology annotation, biological process: intra-Golgi vesicle-mediated transport; Golgi to plasma membrane protein transport; SNARE complex disassembly.
AUGAGCUUCCCCGAGAAGCCGCUGCCCCGGCAGCAACCGCAAUCAUCCAGACAGCCCGGCGUGCGGCUGAGGGUCGAGAAGAUCCGGGACAAGGCCUUACAAACCCAGCUUAUUUAUGCUAACGUUGCCGGCGUCAGCUACCGAGACUUCGCCCCAAGCCGUGACGGCGCCGACAUCAACAUCCUCAUUCGAGCCAGAGACCCUGUCCGCGGAACCGUACGAGAGAAUGUCGUCCGGGCUAGGCCAACACCUGAACUUCCCGAAGGCACCAUCAGUCUUUCUGACCCGCAGCGACAAUGGCUCAAGAUUGGAAUGACGGAUACCUUCGAGGGUGAGGUCUACGAUGCCAGCAGGCAAGGGGCUACCCCCCUCGAAGCGAUGGACCUAGAGCUGUCUUGGGCGUCGAUGAAGAGAGACCCCAACUACGAGUUCACACACGAGUACUUGGCCAAGGUCUUUGAGCGCUUCUUCCAGAUGCACUUCUUCGCCCCUGGCCAGCGCACCCUGCUAGACAUUGAAGGCCUGAAGGUGUUUGCUACUGUCAAAACCAUCACUUUCCAGGGUGGCCGCGGACCCGAAGCUGUCGUCACAUCCUCGGACCCUUCUGCUCGUGGGUUCUACCACACUGCGACGCUUCUGUCCUUCUUCAAGGCUGCCGACUCUGAAUUAAAGCUUCAAGUCGGUGAGCACCAGGGCAACGCCAACCCUAUCAUCUCGCCAGACUUCAAGUUCGAGGACAUGGGUAUUGGUGGUCUCCACGACGAAUUCUCCACCAUCUUCCGCAGAGCUUUUGCUUCCCGUGUCUUCCCCCCGCAAUUGGUUGCGAAGCUAGGUAUCCAGCACGUCAAGGGUAUCCUGCUUUUUGGCCCUCCUGGAACCGGAAAGACGCUUAUUGCCAGACAAAUCGGCAAGAUGCUCAACGCCCGUGAGCCCAAGAUUAUCAAUGGCCCUGAAGUGCUCAACAAGUUCGUCGGUCAAUCCGAAGAAAACAUCCGAAAGAUGUUCGCCGAUGCUGAAAAGGAGUACAAGGAGAAGGGUGACCAGAGUGGUCUUCACAUUAUCAUCUUUGAUGAGUUGGAUGCCGUUUGCAAGCAGAGAGGUUCUGGUGCUGGUGGCGGCACUGGUGUUGGUGACAGUGUUGUCAACCAGCUUCUUACCAAGCUCGAUGGUGUUGACCAGCUCAACAACAUCCUGCUCAUCGGUAUGACCAACCGAAAAGACAUGAUCGAUGAGGCUCUCCUGCGUCCUGGUCGUUUGGAGGUGCAGCUGGAAAUCAGUCUGCCCAACGAAGAAGGCCGCAAGGAGAUCCUGAUGAUCCACACUGCCAAGAUGCGGGACAACAACAUUAUGGACCCCAAGGUUGACCUUGCAUCACUGGCAGCUCGCACCAAGAACUACUCUGGUGCUGAGAUCUCUGGUGUCGUCAAGGCAGCCACUUCGUUUGCUUUCAACCGCCAUACGGAAGUCGGCAACAGCGCCAAGAUGAAGUCCGACGUCUCCGCAAUGAAGAUCACCAUGGACGACUUCGAGAACGCGCUGACCGAGGUCAAGCCCGCCUACGGUGUUUCCGAGGACGAAAUUUCAAACGCUCUUGGCAUGGGAAUUCUGCAGUUCAACGAAAACAUCGCGGCCAUUAUCCGUACAAUGAUGGGCUACAUUGACACAGUCAAGGAAUCAGAUGUGCUCACCAGGAUUCCGGUCCUUCUUCAUGGACCACCCGAGUCCGGAAAGACAGCUUUGGCCGCUCACACUGCCUCGUUGUCUGACUUCCCUUUCGUUAAGCUCGUCUCGCCCCAACACCUGACUGCUUUCCGGGAUGAGUUUGGAAAGAAGGACUACCUCACCAAGGUUUUUACCGACGCCUACAAGUCGGAGCGAAGCAUCGUGAUCUUGGACAACUUCGAGCAGCUGAUUGAGUGGAACCCGAUUGGUCCCCGCUUUUCCAACACUGUACUCGACAGACUAAUUUCCCUUAUUCAGACACAACCUCCCAAGGGUCGACGUAUCCUCAUCAUGGUUACGACUUCGGAACGCUUCGUCCUUAGCAACCUAGGAGUUCUCAAGCACUUCCGCAGACAGAUUCCGGUGCCUGCCGUCUCAGACGUUCGCGAACUUGCGUCGGUCUUGAACCAGACGGGCAUGUUCGGUGGAAACGACAUCCAGACCGUCAUCGGAUCCGUACAAAAUGAUACCCGGUCUGAUAAGAUCGGUCUUGGUAUCAAGACGAUUCUGGAAUCUAUUGAGGAGUCUAAAGUUGAGGCAUCUUCGCAAGGCACCGAUAUGUUGGAGAGUGUUGCAAACAGAAUUGUGACGGCCAUCUCCUCCAAUGCCCUCGACGGCUAG